Nothobranchius furzeri (turquoise killifish) is the source of this 13311-nucleotide messenger RNA. Its product is annotated as disco-interacting protein 2 homolog C. Lineage: Eukaryota; Metazoa; Chordata; Actinopteri; Cyprinodontiformes; Nothobranchiidae. The record is from RefSeq and is a predicted model, not a curated record.
ACCAGUCUGUAGGAAGGGCAGUAGCAGAAGGCUUGGUCAGGAGGGGUAAUCCAGAGGCAGAGUCCAUGUAACAGAACCAAGGUCAGGAGUCCAGAAGAUCAGAAACUAUGAGAAUAAUCCAGUCAGGGAGCAGGCAGGUGGCAAGGUCGAGGUUCAGAAGCGAGGUCAGGAUCUUGAGAUGUAGGCAGGGUUUAGAAUGCUGGACAAUCUACUAGUGAAUGCGUUCAAUAAUCUGGCUCCAGCUUGGUGUUCUUCCUUAUGUUAUAUAGAGAGGGUUAGCUGGUGGAGCUGAUGAGUUAAUGUGAGACAGGUGGUCUGGAUGAGGUAGGUGAUGAGCUGGUUGUGGUUGCUGGGGAAACUGGGCCUAGCUGGAGCAGUGGCAUGACAGUACAAUAUUUCAUAAUUCGUGUUGCAGGACCUCAAUGUUGUAAUGUUUAGAAAAUUGUGAGUCUUUAACCAGUUUCCAUUGCUUGUCAAAUUAGUUUCCGUGAGACAGAAGUGUGAGGAAACUUUGAGAGGGAUUGGCAGCUAAAUGGUGAAAAACAAGAAAGAACUGGAAUCAGACUGUGCAAUUUGCUGAUAAUAAACCCGUUUCCAAUCUCAUCAUAUGCCUCACAUGAGUCGCCUGUGUAAUAAACAACCUGCUAAAGUGCCGCAUGAAGCAAUUUAAUUUAGGGAAGUUUUACUAAAAAUGUCUAAUAAUUUCAGAGGCAGGUCUUCAGCCGGUCUAAUCCAGCCUCAGUGAUGCCUAAAAUUCUCUCAGCUGAUCAGCACUUGUACAGCAUAAAUGCUGACACACACACACACACACACACACACACACACACACACACACACACACACACACACACACACACACACCAUGGAAACACAGGAUUGUGGCUUAAACUGGACACUGUUUAUAGCUUCCUGUCACCUGAUGCAUGGAAAACUGUUUCCUUCCUUCGUGGUAGUCUUUUAGGAAUUUAUUCUAUUUAUUUCAAUAUGAACUUUCUGCUGGUUUAAGAUGUUAAAAGGUUUAUUUAGGAUAACAAAACCAAAACCAGGUCAUCGUUGACUGGAUGGCAGACAGGAUCAGAUCACAGUUGGUAUCUGUUGUUUUGCCAACCUUUUACUCUUCAUGUUUUCAUGGAAAAGAUUGUGUAAAUGAUCCAUUUGGUGACAGUGCUCCAUUCCACCUUAAAUCCAGGCAAAAGUUGUGUCUGUGUUGAUCUGCCUGAGGGAGAUUUGGCCCAGAGUGAGCUGCCCAUAAAUGGCCACAAUCCACACUGAAGGGAGGAUGGAGGAAAAGAAAAAGAAAUAGGCAAUAAAAAAGCUUCAGCAUGAGGAUGAAUCAGGUUAGGAAACUGUGAGGAAGGUGGGCAAGGAGUAAACGGACAAAAUCCAUAUGGUCAGAGCUUAAUACGACAGAAAUAAGAAAACAGGGCAAAGGAAAUGGAUAGGGAGAAGAACUGAGCAAGUGAACAGGGGAAAGUGUAUAUUUAGCCAAUCUAAACACAGGAAAGGCCAAAGAAACAUAUUUUAUGGUUGACUGAGAUCCUGUAACACAUUAUCAUCCUCCAGCAAGCUGAAGGGAAGUGCUCUUUAGCUCCAAGCUAAAAGAUAAACAGAGUCUACAUUCAACAUUCACAGUCCAUUUAUCAAAUAUCCUCAUUCAUAACGUGCUCCAAGGUCAACAUUCUCACCGCUCUGGCCGACUUCAAAGCUCCAAGGUGGGAAGUGAUUCCUGUGAGGAGGAGUGGAACCAACCAGCUCCGGGUGACGUUUUCUGGGGUAAUCUGGGGCAUUGUAAAUCCCAUCGGGUCAGUUGAGACCUGUGCUGAUUAGGAGAUGAGGAGUCCCUAUGCUCUGACGCCUGCUGGCCGCCAUCUUCAAAAUACAAACUCGUUUGUGUUUUAAAAUGAUGCUUGGAAAGUACUGAUUAAGCCGGUCUUGUGUGAAGAGUUGGGAUGGAGGCAGGACUGAGAGGAGUAGCUUCUGGAGGAAAUUAUAAAUUCAUGGUUUAUUUUAGAGUAUAAUUCUAGCAGCUGUUAUCAUUCCAGUGUCUAAAGGACUUUAAGCUAGUUUAAGUUGUCUUUGCAUUUGUUAUGGACCUAGUGUGCUGGUUAUCCACAGGCAGUGAUUAUACACAGAUUUAUCAUUUAGAUUUAAUUUUAGUUUACCUUGUCUACAAACGCAGAUUUUUUUUGUGUUCUGCAGUAAACUUUUGAUUAGCAUGAACUUUACUACCAGUCUGAGCUAGAGAUGCCUAACUGUCUGUUUACCUUUUACAGCUUGUUGAUUUACGUUUUUUACCUUGUUUCAUCGGAACGCUCCUGGUCAUUCCUGACAGUUGGCUGACUGGAAGCAUCCAAACAAAAACACAUUUACAGUAUUUUCCCAAGACUAAUUUUGGUGUUACCUGUGUGGCUGUGUGAUUAGCAGCAUAAUGCAGUGGUCAUAAUUAUAUUGAAGAAUAAAGUAUAUAAUAGGAUUUCCCCAUAUCUGCUGUUAGUUCGUAAACAAACGGUUACUUUAUGUUGUGUGUGUGCAGUGCAGUAUUUUUUUCAGUUACUGAACAUUUCUUGCACCCAAGUGUUUAUAAACAUGCCGGCCCUGUGUUUUUGUGUGCAUGGCAUGUGUGUGUGCAUGCAAGCGUGUGCCUGCGUGUGUGCGCGCUCGCACGGGUAUGUAUGUGUGUGUGUGCGUGCGCAUGUGCUUGCAUGUGGGUGUCUGCGGGUGUGUGCAUGCAUGCAUGUGUGUGUGUGUGUGUGCGUGCACACGUGUGUGUGUGCAUGUAUGUGUGUGUGUGUGUGUGUGUGUGUGUGUGUGUGUGUGUGUGUGUGUCCAUGCAUGUGUGUCUGGCCAGAAGGACCCUGUCAACCUGAGUGCGGUGCGAGGUGAAGUGACAGAUUUGGAUCAGUGGGGUAGACCUGCCAUUACAACUGUGCCUGGGUUAAAUAAUGUAGCGGCUCUAAUUCAUUCCCCUGAAUUAUGGAGACGAAGCAACUGGGUUUCCUGGGAGCAUUUUUCAUGUGACACAAUCUGCAUCCGUCGACUUUAGCAGAGACAUCAGUGUCUCAGACCGUCUGGAGGUCAGACAGAGAGAGACGACGAGCUGACAGAAACACCUCCAGCAAGGUGCUUGUUUGUGGAUUAUACCGCAGGUGACAUCACACAGAAGGGCUAUGAGAAGAAGCGGUCUAAGCUGAUUGGGGCCCAUUUCCCUCAAACACCAGGAAUGGAUCCAAACAGUCAGGAGAGGAGAACACCAGUCACCCCCUCCUCCUCGUCCCGUUAUAAUCGCCGACGCUCGUCUGGCUCCAGAGAUGAACGUUACAGAUCAGAUGUGCACACCGAGGCGGUGCAGGCUGCUUUGGCGAAACACAAAGAAAGGAAAAUGGCGGUACCGAUGCCAUCAAAGCGGCGGUCACUGGUGGUCCAGACCUCCAUGGAUGCCUACACGCCACCAGACACCUCCUCUGGCUCGGACGGCGAGGGUCAGGGAGAAGGCGAUGAGGAAGUAGGUGGAGACGGUGAGGAGGAGGAUGGUGGAGGUGGUGAAGGAACGCCAUCCAGCCGGGAGGGAAGCAUCACAAUGGAGCACUGGAUCAGCCAGGCGAUCCACGGAACCUCCUCAACCACCACUACCACCUCGUCCACGGCCUCCUCUUCCUCCUCCUCCACCCGCAGCGGGGGCAGCGGGGCAGCAGGAGGCAGACUGGCUGAUGUUCUGGCUCAGCACGUCCACAUUUCCUCCCAGCAUCACCUCCGCCACCACCAUCAUCAUCACCACCGCCACAAGACAGAGAACCACUCUGCUCCUCCAGAUGUCACCGGCUACACCAACAACACCACGGCCACUGAUGGGAUCCAGGUAGAGAGAGCUCCUGGGCCCGGGACCGCCACCCAGAAACAGACACCCAAAUAUGGCAACGCCGAGCUGAUGGAGACCGGAGACGGAGUUCCAGUCAGCAGCAGAGUGUCAGCUAAAAUUCAGCAGCUGGUCAACACUCUGAAGAGACCCAAACGGCCGCCGCUAAGGGAGUUUUUUGUUGACGACUUUGAGGAACUUCUGGAAGUCCAGCAACCAGACCCCAACCUGCCCAAGGCUGAAGGAGCCCAGGUGGUUGCCAUGCGAGGCGAGCAGUUGGGGGUGGUGACUAACUGGCCCCCAUCCCUAGAGGCGGCCCUACAAAGGUGGGGCACCAUUUCUCCAAAAGCCCCAUGUCUGACCACCAUGGACACAAAUGGAAAACCGCUUUACAUCCUCACCUACGGUAAACUGUGGUCCAGAAGUGUGAAGGUGGCCUACAAUCUGCUGCACAAACUGGGAACCAAACAAGAGCCACUGGUCCGGCCUGGAGAUCGGGUGGCACUUGUGUUUCCCAACAAUGACCCCGGUGCCUUCAUGACGGCUUUUUAUGGCUGCCUGCUGGCUGAGGUCGUCCCUGUGCCGAUAGAGGUCCCACUGACCAGGAAGGACGCCGGCAGUCAGCAGAUCGGGUUUCUGUUGGGGAGCUGCGGAGUCACUGUGGCUCUCACCAGCGACGCCUGUCAUAAAGGGUUACCCAAAAGUCCCACCGGAGAGAUCCCACAGUUCAAAGGUUGGCCCAAAGUGCUGUGGUUCGUCACAGAGUCCAAACACCUCUCCAAACAGCCCCGAGACUGGUUCCCAAACAUCAGAGAUGCCAGCCAGGACACGGCCUACAUCGAGUACAAGACGUGUAAAGAUGGCGGUGUCCUUGGUGUGACGGUGACGAGGAUAGCGAUGCUCACACACUGCCAGGCCCUCACACAGUCCUGUUCGUACACAGAAGCUGAAACCAUAGUGAAUGUAUUAGACUUUAAGAAGGAUGUGGGACUGUGGCACGCCAUCCUGACGAGUGUGAUGAACAUGAUGCACGUCAUCAGUAUUCCCUACGCACUCAUGAAGGUGAAUCCUCUGUCCUGGAUCCAGAAGGUCUGCCAGUAUAAAGCGAAGGUGGCAUGUGUGAAGUCGCGGGACAUGCACUGGGCUCUGGUGGCCCAUCGGGACCAGCGAGACAUCAGCCUGAACUCCCUACGCAUGCUGGUGGUGGCCGACGGUUCAAAUCCAUGGUCGAUCUCCUCUUGCGAUGCAUUCCUCAACGUCUUCCAGACGAAAGGUUUGAAGCCGGAGGUGAUCUGCCCGUGUGCCAGCUCCACCGAGGCCUUGACUGUAGCCAUACGGAGGCCUUUGGAGGAGGGCAGCACCCAUCCAAGUCGAGGCGUUUUGUCCAUGCAGGGUUUGAGUCACGGCGUAAUCCGGGUCGACUCGGAGGAGAAGCUGUCGGUUCUCACACUUCAAGAUGUUGGUUCUGUCAUGCCUGGAGGCGUGAUGUGUGUGGUGAAGCUGGAAGGUGUUCCUCAGCUCUGUAAAACUGAUGAGAUUGGAGAGUUAUGUGUUUGUACUGUUGCCACGGGAACAUCUUAUUACGGUCUGGCGGGAAUGACGAAGAACACCUUCGAGGUCUUCCCGGUGUUCAACAACGGGUCUCCCAUCAGCGAGUUCCCUUUCAUCAGGACCGGCCUGCUGGGAUUCAUCGGACCUGCCGGUCUGAUCUUUGUUGCUGGGAAGAUGGACGGUUUGAUGAUGGUGGGAGGGCGGCGUCACAACGCUGAUGACAUUGUUGCUACGGCUCUGGCGGUGGAGCCAAUGAAAUUUGUCUACAGAGGCAGGAUAGCUGUGUUCUCCAUCACGGUGCUACAUGAUGAGAGGAUCGUUGUUGUGGCUGAGCAGCGACCAGACUCAACGGAGGAAGACAGCUUCCAGUGGAUGAGCAGAGUUCUGCAGGCGAUAGACAGCAUCCACCAGGUCGGGGUGUACUGCCUGGCUCUGGUGCCCUCCAACACUCUGCCCAAGACUCCUCUGGGUGGCAUCCACCUGUCUGAGACCAAGCAGCUGUUCCUGGAGGGGGCGCUGCACCCUUGCAACGUUCUGAUGUGUCCGCACACCUGCGUCACCAACCUGCCCAAACCCCGGCAGAAACAGCCAGAGAUUGGUCCGGCCUCUGUGAUGGUCGGGAAUCUGGUGUCUGGGAAGAGGAUCGCUCAGGCCAGCGGCAGGGACCUGGGUCAGAUCGAAGACAAUGACCAGUUCCUCUUCCUGUCUGAGGUGCUGCAGUGGAGAGCUCAGAGCACACCGGACCACGUCCUGUACACACUCCUCAACAGCAGGGGUACUGUAGCCAGCUCUCUGACAUGUGUUCAGCUGCAUAAGAGAGCAGAGAAGAUUGCUGCUAUGCUAGCUGAACGGGGCCACCUGCAGGACGGAGACCACGUCGCACUGGUUUACCCUCCAGGAAUCGACCUUAUCGCUGCGUUUUACGGCUGCCUUUACGCCGGCUGCGUCCCGAUCACCGUGAGGCCUCCUCACCCACAGAACAUCGCCACCACGCUGCCCACCGUCAAGAUGAUCGUGGAGGUGAGCCGGUCGGUGUGUGUGAUGACCACACAGAUCAUCACCAAGCUGCUGAGGUCCAAGGAGGCAUCGGCAGCCGUGGAUGUACGAAUGUGGCCCCCCGUCAUAGACACGGAUGAUUUGCCAAAGAAGAAACCCCCCCUGCUGUACAAACCGUCCAACCCCGACACCCUGGCUUACCUGGACUUCAGCGUUUCCACCACCGGCAUGCUCGCUGGAGUCAAAAUGUCACACACAGCCACCAGUGCCUUCUGCCGCUCCAUCAAGCUGCAGUGUGAGCUUUACCCGUCCAGAGAGGUCGCCAUCUGCCUGGACCCGUACUGCGGCCUGGGCUUCGUCCUCUGGUGCCUUUGCAGCGUGUACUCAGGUCACCAGUCUAUCCUGAUUCCUCCAUCGGAGCUGGAAGUGAACCCGGCUCUUUGGUUGUCGGCCGUCAGUCAGUACAAAGUCCGAGACACUUUCUGCUCCUACAGUGUGAUGGAGCUCUGCACCAAAGGUCUGGGCCUGCAGACAGACUCGCUGAAGUCUCGAGGACUGGACUUGUCUCGGGUGAGGACCUGUGUGGUCGUAGCGGAGGAGCGUCCCAGGAUAGCCCUGACCCAGUCCUUCUCCAAACUCUUCAAAGACCUCGGCCUGCACCCCCGGGCCGUCAGCACCUCCUUCGGCUGCAGGGUCAACCUGGCCAUCUGCCUGCAGCCUCACAGGCUCGGAAAGCUUGCCGACCAGGGCACAUCAGGACCCGACCCGACGACCGUCUACGUGGAUAUGAGGGCACUACGACACGACAGGGUCCGACUCGUAGAGAGAGGGUCGCCACACAGUUUACCUCUGAUGGAGUCUGGGAAGAUCCUACCCGGAGUCAGAAUCAUCAUCGCCAACCCGGAGACCAAAGGACCGAUGGGAGAGUCGCAUCUGGGAGAGAUCUGGGUGCACAGUGGCCACAACGCCAGCGGUUACUUCACAGUGUACGGAGACGAGUUGCUGCAGUCGGACCACUUCAGCUCCCGACUCAGCUUCGGAGACACCCACACCGUCUGGGCUCGAACCGGAUACCUGGGCUUCCUCAGAAGGACGGAGCUCACAGACGCCAGCGGAGAGCGGCACGAUGCCCUCUAUGUGGUCGGUGCUCUGGAGGAGGCCAUGGAGCUGAGGGGGAUGCGUUAUCACCCCAUUGACAUUGAGACCUCCGUCAUCCGAACGCACAAGAGCAUCACAGAGUGCGCCGUGUUCACGUGGACCAACCUGCUGGUGGUGGUGGUGGAGCUGGACGGGUCGGAGCAGGAGGCCCUGGAUCUGGUCCCUCUGGUCACCAACGUGGUUCUGGAGGAGCACUACCUGAUCGUCGGCGUUGUGGUCGUAGUCGACAUCGGCGUCAUCCCCAUCAACUCCAGAGGCGAGAAGCAGCGGAUGCAUCUACGCGACGGCUUCCUGGCUGACCAGCUGGACCCCAUCUAUGUGGCCUACAACAUGUAGCGCCCCCUGGUGGAGGGUUAAGCUGAAUUCUGGUGCUGAGCUCAAAGGAAGUAGCGGACCCCAUUUGCCCUGAGAUUUGAGCUGAUUAUUAACCGAAUCACGCCAACGUUACCUAGAGUCUAUAACGUUUAAAUCGUGAGAUUUAAAAAUGAAACACCCUCGGAAAAGUUUUGGCUCUUUUGUUUUUAAAAAUCAGAGAUGUGUUUUCAGACGAUUAGGAGGAGCAAAGGGUCGCUGAUUACUGGUUUUACAAUGAGGUACGGUCAUUUCAUGUCAGCUUUAGUCAUUUAUCUAUUUUCUAAACAAAGUGGCCCAUUUCAGCAGCUGACACACACACACACACACACACACACACACACACACACACACACACACACACACACACACACACACACACACACACACACACACACACACACACACACACACACACACACACACACACACACACACACACACACACACACACACACACACACACAAGCAGCCUUUAACUGGUUUCACAUUAGUCAGCAGCUUCAGCUGAAUUGUUCAUAAACUCUUAUCAUGUAAUUAUGUACAAAAACAAACUGACUUAAUUUAUUUUGUUUCUCUUAACAGAAGUUUAUGACGACACAAUCAAGAAUGUUUUGCUCUUGAAUAUUUGCUGAAGAGCCUCGUAUUAUCUUGAGUGAAGCAGACGCACAUCAAACAUAUUAUUAAAGAAAUUACAAACAUGUGACAGUUUGCAUUUUAGUCUGAAAUGUGAAACUUGGCUGAGUUUUAUUGUGGUUUUAAAUUUAAAAUUAGCUAAGAAAAGUUUCUUUUGGCAAGAUGGCUGCCCUCUGGUGGUGAUGAAAGAAAGUACAGCUAAUGCCAAAAGGAAGAAACAUCUAAAUCGUCAUCUCACCUUCGCUGGAGUAUAACUCCUGCCUGCAGAACCGGACUUGUUCUCCCGCCACCGCAAACUGUAAAUAACAGAACGGAGAGUCCGUCAUAUUUUUACAUGGACAGAUCAAUCAGGGCUCACACGGUGAUGUCAUCAACAGGAAUAAGUGUUUUAAUCAGAGACCCUUUAAGAGCAGCAGAGAAUGUUCUGGUUUCAACACAAGAGGGUUUUAAAAAAUAUAUUAAAGAAGCACUUUCCUCACUGUUUUUCUUCUCAAAAAAUGUAUGUCAAGUUUUUUUUAAUGUGUUUGCAUCAUGUCUUUCAUUUAAUUAAACAUUUCAACAAUUUUGACUAUAAAAACAUGUUUGUCUUGUUGUAAUUACUAGUUGUAGGAAAUCAGACCAUCACAAAGUUUGUUAAACCAAAUUAAACUUUAAUUUUUUUCCCACUAUUUGAGAAUUACGUUUACUACGAGGCCUGCCUUUUAAUGUUCAGAUCCAUUUUUAGAAAGAUAUCAAUCUUCAGGGGUUUAUUAAAAUGUUGCUAAAAUAUAUAAAAACAUCUUUCUAUAAUGCAUUUUUGUAAUAUAUUAGAAGUAAUUCUCAUUUAGUUACUGGUGUCAAACCAAAUCCCACUAAAUGGUUCAACUAUCAAAGGUUCACGCAUGUUUGGAAAAUUUGAUUUUCUCAUUAAUAAAAGAAAACUUCACUAAAACUGUAGCGUACUAAUAAGUAUGUGAUGUCAGAUUAAGGUGAUGUCUACGUUUGAAUAAUUCACCAAUGCAGUUAAAAUGGAAGUAAGCCUAUAAAAACAGUAACCUGUUGGGAAAAUGUCGCCCUCUUGUGGCCAUCUAGUGACAUUUUGUACUGUAUUCCUGAGUGACCCACAUCGAGCCUGUUGCUGUUUUCAUAAACAUAAUCUAAAAACAUGGUAGACAGACUAAAAACGACUGAAAAAGCAGAUUUUGGUCUUAAAGUAGAAACUGAAUGUGAUGAUUACAAGUUUUAGAUUUUUUUUUUUUUUUUGGUUAAAGUUGUAAUGUCCAGCAAUGGUCAGCUUUAAGUACAGUUUGACCCUUCACUAUCUGAUCAAAAUGGAGACACGAGACUGCAUUUGUUUCCUUAAAUCUGCCUGCCUUUAUCCCAUCAGCUGGAGCUCAGAGCCUCUCUGCAGCUCUGAACACGUGAUAACGUAUUUCUUUAUCCCAGAUCAGAGCAUCCGGUAUCUGAGAAGGCGUAGUUGCUGAGGUUGCCUUGGUAAUAUUCCUCAACAUGCCAACCUCUGGUUGGCCACACAAAUCAUAACAUGAGAUCAUUAAAACAUGAUCACUCUGGUGAUUCAGCAAUUGCAGUUGGUCGAGUUCCAGCUCUACAGUUCUAGAGGAAGCUACGGAAACAGUCGUCCGUGGUGAGGUCUUUCACUAAGCAGCUUCGACACGCUGUCAAGGUUGUUGCAAAGCUGACAGCAAAAAGUUCCUGCAGAACAAGCUGAUUUUGUUCCGACUCCUUAGGGUCUAGACGCAAACAGUUCCAUCCAACCUGUGUGCCUGGCGACAUCUCUGGAUGGGAGAAGUCGGCGCUGUGGUCAGUCUACUGGACCUGGGUACUAAGAGGUCAUCCGACCUCGAUGACCACCUGAUCCGUGAAGAGGGUCUCCGAAGGGGGUGAGGUAGAACACAGUGUGAUUGCGUCUGAUGCGUUUUGAUAAGAAUUAACUUCGUAGCUUAACGCAAACCAAAUUCUUUUACACCCUAGAUACGAAAGUUCUGAUAACAUCGCAUUCACACAUAGGCAAUAUAUACUACAUCUAGAUUCAUCCAUCACAGGAAAUAUUAGUUAACUUGUCAUGUUUAAAUUGUUUGUGAAUUAAAUCCUUACUUUUACAAACCUGACUCUUUCCUUGAAUCAAAACAAAGUGUUUACAAUCCCUGAAUAAAACAAAGAAUCCUAGAAUCUUCUGACUAAACAUGGUAAAGACCAAGCAGGUUGAUAUUCUAUAUUUAUAUAGAGUAUCACAGCUUAUUGGUCAUAAGUAGAGGUAAUAUAUAUACUGAGCUCUUAAAGCACUCAAUUUACCAAACCCUACAAAGUUAAAAUGUAAUGGCUCAAAUUAGCUAAGAAAGAUUUAAGUAAAAUACGUUACAUUAAUUUGUUUUAACGUUUGUUUAAAGUUUCACAUAAUCUUGUGUGGAAAGUUGCUGCCUUCUAGCGGUAAUUAUAGGAAGGACACGUUUUUCCCCCACAACAGAUUUCGUCAUCAAAAAGCGCUAGCAUUUUGCUGCAGGGCCAUGGUUGGACAACAAAUUAAAAGAUUAUAAACAAAUUCCUAUUGCUAUUGAUAAAAUAAAGCUAUUCUCUGCAGCAUGUGGACUUAAGCUAAAUUUGAAAAAAUGUGAACUAUUGGCUAUUCAUGACUCCCCUCUAAAAGAAAUUUGUAACAUUCCCAUCAAAUCCGAAAUUAAAUAUCUAGGAACAUAUAUUUCCAAAGACCAACAAUUUAACCUAAGGACAAACAUAACAAAUAAACUUAAUGAAAUUAAAGCCUAACUAAAUAUUUGGCUUCAGAGGGAUCUCUCCAUAUUAGGGCGCAUUUGUUUAACCAAAAUGGAGAGUAUAUCUCGAUUAGUUUAUCCAACCUGCAGUACUGCAAUUUCAAACAAGCUAAUUAAAAAGAUUAACACCAUCAAUUUUAACUUCAUUUGGAGAAAUAAGCCACACUAUAUAAAGAAAGAUCAAAUGGUCAAAGAAAUUAAAGAUGGAGGCUUAAUAGUAAUAGAUUUCAAUUGCCUUAACGGAACACUCAAAAUGAAUUGGCUAAAAUCAUGGCUCAAGAAUCCGAACGCUUUCUGGUAUUCUAUCCCCACUCAUAUAUUUAACAAAAUGGGUGGUCUAAAAAUGUUACUGUUAUCAGAUUUUGAUAUAAACAAACUGCCCACAAAAUUAUCAGAGUUCCACAAACAAGUACUAUUGGAAGUUGUUGUAUGUACAUAAUUAUUCCCCUCACUCAUCUAUAAUUUGGAACAAUAGAUAUGUAUUAUGCAGUAAUAGGUCACUAUUUUAUGAAGAUUAGAUGAAUAGGAAAAUGUGGUCUGUUGUACACUUGAUGAAAGAUAAUGGUGAACUACUAGGGUACGAUGAAUUUUGUCUUAAAUAUAACUUUAGCCCUCCUAAAUCUGAUUUUAUAAAAUUAUUAAUAGCGCUUCCUAAAGAGGUGGUCUUCCAGUACAGAAACAUUAUUCAUCACCAACCUAUAAAUCCACAGUAUGGUUCUAUCUCCAUCCAAGGUAUUCCCCUUAUGGAUAAAAAGUGUACCAACCAAUUUAUUAGACGGUGUUUUACUGAUCAACUAAACCCUUGUAAAGUCAACAAGAACAACAUAAUUUACAAAUUUGGUAAAAGCGCCAUUAUUAAACUAAGGACUCUUUAUUUAAAACUUCCUGUUCAACCUAAAGUCAAAAAAACACAUUUUAAAAUUUUAAACAAUCAGUGGCGGCUGGUGAAAAAUAUUUUUGGUGGGGCUGUGCUAUUUUUUAUUUUUAAACAAACUUGUGCUUUCUGAGCUUUGUGCACAACUUCACUAUUUCCUGAAUUAAGCACAGCUCUUUUAUUUCCCCUCUUACAUCAUUGGACAAACUGAUUAAUCCAGGUGUGUCUGACUAUUGGCACGCUGCCUUGCGGACCAAGGUUGAAAAAUACUGCAUUAAAUUGCACAUAUAAAUGGUAAAUAGGCAAUGCAAGAGGCAAGUAACAAAAACAUUUUGUUUAAUUUCAACAAUUGAGUGAACACGAAAAAUUAUGAGCAGGUCACUGUUACAGUAAUGGUAGUAAACACCACUUAGACAAAAUGCCAGAAAUUUACACUGUUAAAUAUUUCUUUGAGUGUUGUGCCAAGGUCAACUUUAUACAAAGAUCAAGUGAAUGCAUUUGUGUGUGUGUGUGUGUGUGUGUGUGUGUGUGUGUGUGUGUGUGUGUGAUACCUCAUUUGUACAGAAAUUUUGCCCUUCUGUCCUUCUGAGUGGCAAAGCUCUCGAUGACCUUUUUAUUGAAGUCAGGAAUGUUUGUGACAAGCUUUUCUUCCAUGGAGAGCAUGGCAAGAGCAUUCAGCCGAUCCUGUGUCAUGGUGUUCCUCAGGAAAGUCUUAAUCCUCUUUAAAGUAGAUAAAUAAAAAAACAACAGAUAAGUACAUAGGAAACACUCUCAUGGGAAAUAAUGUCAUCAGUAUCCUCUUACAAAUGUCAUAUUUCCCAGUUUUUGGGACAAUAAAACAUUUCUGAUUCUCAAUUAGAUGUUUUUACAUUUGAGGUAAAAACAUCUAAUUGAGAAUCAGAAAUGUUUUAUUGUCCCAAAAGCAGGGAAAUUUGUUUGCUGCAGCAGAAGUGUAACAAGUAAAAUGGAAUCAGAUUGAUGUAUGUACAAAUUUACAUGAAAUACACAUUUACGUGAUUAAAUAUGUAUUAUAAGUAUGCGUGUUGAAAUGAGUUUUUACAGUUAUUGCACAUUAAACAAUGUACAUGUUAUUAAACAAAUGUCCCGGUUUGUGGGACAACCAA